This is a messenger RNA of Neoarius graeffei (lesser salmon catfish), 5598 nucleotides long. RefSeq names its product kelch-like family member 8 (gene klhl8). The record is from RefSeq and is a predicted model, not a curated record. Bases 605 to 2446 code for a protein of 613 amino acids. The transcript is spliced from 11 exons. NCBI's taxonomy places the organism in Eukaryota, Metazoa, Chordata, Actinopteri, Siluriformes, Ariidae. Gene Ontology annotation, molecular function: protein binding.
UCCAUAAAUCUUAAUAUUUAACAAAUUCUAAACUGAUCCACAACACUGAAUUAACUUACUAAAAUAUAAAAUAAGCAACUUUUAUACAUUUUAUUACGUCAUGUUAAACAAAAUACAGCUUUCUUUUCUAUCUUUGUGUCAAUAACGUUUCAGGCGACACUCUUUUCUUCUGUCCUUUUCUGUGGUCAUUUAUUCCACCCAUCUGCUGAAUCCUCGAUUCUGAUUGGUCAGAAGGUCUUGAUUGAUUAAUUGAUUGGUUAAUUAAUUAAUGCAUUUCUUCUGAUAAGUUAUUUCGUUUCUGUAGGGACUUGACACAAGCAUGUGUAAUUGUUUUUUCUCUGGGGACGAGUGUGUUUGUUUGUUUGUUUGUUUAACGUUUAUGGAAGGAGUCUCCAGUGUCAGAGGAACUUAUUUAUUGCCAGCCUGAUGAUGGAAAGCGAGGGAUGAAGACGAGUGCAGUGGCGAGCGAGAGCAUGCCGUGACCGAGGCUCGGCGAGAGAAACAAAAGGCCAUUGAUGGGUGUUGCUGUGAAAAUCUAUGCCGGCACUCACACAUGCCGCUGAGUGAAUGUUGAUGAGGUGCGUGUGCGAGUGAGUGAGCGAGCAUGGCACCGGGUGACACGGUGACGGAGAAUGGAAAGCGGCGCGAUCUCAGAACGAAGUGCGCAUCACGGUCACCCGAGGCAGACUGCGCGGCUGACGGCUCGUUCAUUUUCGAGGCUCACGAAGCUUGGAAGGACUUUCACAACUCGCUGCGACAGUUCUACGAGAACGGAGAACUCUGUGACAUCACGUUAAAGGUGGGCACCAAGCUGAUCCCUUGCCACAAGCUGGUGUUGGCCUGCGUGGUGCCGUAUUUCCGUGCCAUGUUCCUCUCGGACAUGGCUGAAGCCAAGCAGGAGCUGAUCGAGAUCCGCGACUUUGACGGCGACGCCAUCCAGGACCUGGUGCGCUUUGCUUACUCGUCACGUCUGACGCUGACUGUGGAGAACGUCCAGCCGCUGCUCUACGCCGCCUGCAUCCUGCAGGUGGAGCUGGUGGCACGGGCCUGCUGCGAAUACAUGAAGGCCCACUUCCACCCGUCCAACUGCCUCGCCGUGCGCACCUUCGCCGAGAGCCACCAUCGCGUGGACCUGAUGGACAUGGCCGACCGCUACGCCUGCGAGCACUUCGGCCAGGUGCUGGAGAGCGACGAUUUUAUACGUGUCUCGCCGCAGCACCUCAAGACGCUGCUCAGCUCCAGCGACCUCAACAUCCACUCCGAGACACAGGUGUACAACGCAGCCGUCAAAUGGCUCAAAGCCAACCCGCAGCACCAUGAGCUGUGGCUCCACCAGAUCAUGUCUCAGGUACGUCUUCCUCUUCUCCCCGUGGGCUUCCUCACAGGCACCGUGGCGAAAGAGGAGAUGAUCAGAGCCGACCUGAGCUGCCGAGACCUGCUGGACGAGGCCAGGAACUACCACCUGCACCUCAGCAACAAGAGCGUGCCCGACUUCGAGUACUCGAUCCGCACCACGCCGCGCAAACACACAGCGGGUGUGCUGUUCUGCGUGGGAGGACGUGGUGGUUCUGGAGAUCCGUUCCGCAGCAUCGAGUGCUACUCCAUCAGCAAGAACAGCUGGUUCUUCGGCCCCGAGAUGAACAGCAGGCGCAGACAUGUGGGAGUCAUCUCUGUAGAAGGAAAGGUGUACGCUGUGGGUGGCCAUGAUGGCAGCGAGCACCUGGGGAACAUGGAGAUGUUUGACCCGCUCACCAACAAGUGGAUGAUGAAGGCCUCCAUGAACACAAAAAGGAGGGGCAUUGCGCUGGCCACGCUCGGAGGUCCAAUCUACGCUAUCGGAGGCCUGGAUGAUAACUCGUGCUUUAGCGAUGUGGAGCGUUACGAUAUCGAGGCGGACCGCUGGAGCACCGUCUCCCCCAUGAACACACCGAGAGGAGGAGUGGGCUCUGUCGCUUUAGGGAGCUACGUGUAUGCUGUAGGAGGGAACGACGGCGUAGCCUCCCUGGCGAGCGUUGAGCGCUUCGAUCCGCACCUCAACAAGUGGAGCGACGUGCGAGAGAUGGGGCAGAGGCGUGCAGGAAACGGAGUGAGCGAGCUGAACGGCUGCCUCUACGUCGUAGGUGGGUUUGAUGAUAACUCUCCGCUGAGUUCAGUGGAGCGCUUCGAUCCCAGGGUGAACCGCUGGGACUAUGUCGCUGAACUCACCACGCCCAGGGGCGGAGUUGGUGUUGCUACAGUGAUGGGACGGGUCUUUGCUGUGGGCGGGCACAAUGGAAACAUCUACCUGAACACGGUGGAGGCGUUUGAGCCACGCAUGAACAGGUGGGAGCUGGUUGGCUCGGUGUCUCACUGCAGGGCCGGAGCGGGUGUGGCCGUCUGCGCCACACACGUCAGUCAAAUUCGUGACGUGGGUCAGGGUUCGAGCAACGUGGUGGACUGCAUGUAGUAACACGCAUAGAGUACAGAGACACAACACGGUGUGUACACACACACAAACAGCUCUCCUAAACACCACGCACACGCCAUCUACAGCACCACAAUGUUCUCAACACACAUUACACACUCUCCUAAAUACCACACACACACUGCACACUCUAUACACAGCGCCACAACAUUCACGACACUCAUACACACGCUACACAGUUACAGUACAGCAGCGCCACACACUCCGCUGCAGCAGUGUCAUUUCCUCUGAACUCUCAUUGUAUCUCUGUGUGAAAUCUUCUUCCUCGUAUCAGUUUUCUCAUUUUGCUAGGAAGACCGUGUAGCUUCUAUAAUAAUUUGACGUAUUAAAAAAAAAAAGCAGGUAGCAUGCGCUACACAAUCUAUUUACAUUUUAUUUCAUAUACGUUUCUCAGAUUUGUAAUGAACUGUUAUAAAGACAAAUGGCUACCUUUGGUUAAAAGUUAACUCACAUAAUACUGUAGUUCUGAUCUUUACUAACUCAUGCUAAGCAGUGGUUAGCAUCUUGGAGCUCGCUGCUUCAUCUUAAAGGAGAUACGUUGGACCUUUAUUUUUAAAUAAAUUUCUGAGUGGAUAGUAUCUCCAUCCUUAACUCUUGUAUGCUGCAUAAUUGGGAAUAAAAAAUAUAUAUAUUUUUGAGAGUUAAAAUCGACUGCAAAGUUGGCAUUCGAGCUGCCCCGCUGAGCCAGCCAGCCCUGAGUGCGUGACGUCACAGCGGGAACCGGUGCUAUAGACCAAAGUCAGACUCGGCAGGCGAGAGCGGUUGCAAUGGCCUCUUCGUUUGGAUUUAUUGGAGAUUCUUUGGAUUCCUCAGACAGUAGUACAUCUGACUGUGAUAGUCCUGAAAUUGGAGUGUGUGUACAUGCUACUGCUAUACACGUAGGACCAUAUCAGUUCGAACCAUCGGAACGUGAAUCUGAUAGUAACACGUCGGUCACGGAGGCCCCCGCCUUACGAAAUAAAGCCAGAGAACAAAGCCGUCUAGAGAAUUGGAUGGAAUUGAACUGACAGUCUCAUGUGACUCUCAUUAAAACAGGGUGGGUGUUAUAAUUUAUGCAACAUACAUGUACAUGCAUGCAUUUUCACUGAUAAAACGUAAAAGGCUCAUUAAAUAAUCAGAUGAACUGAGACAAUCACAUUCUGAAGCAAAUUAAAUAAUCUUAUACCGCUAACUUAAACACACAAUACAAGUUACAUGUAUUAAUCUAAAUGCAGGUAAACAACGUGUUUUUUUUUUUUUAUCCAAAUGAGAGUCGGAGCUUACCCGUCUGUGUUCUCGCUUCUUGAAGGCCGACCUUGUGGCCAAUUGUUUUGAAACAAUCUGACUUUCAGUUCUUCAUUCUUUUCUUACACGUAAGGGCGAGAUAUUGCUGCUGAGGCGAGCAUAUCCGGGGGGGAAAAAAAGCAUAUCCAGCAGAGAAAUCUGAUGACUGGUCCACUCGUUCUCCAUUUUCUCCGCCAUUACUGCUCAACUCGCGCUCUGGGAGAACUGGUGCAACUGAACUUUCCUUUUCUUAUAGUUUUCUUUUCCUUUAAUUGUUGAUACUGCACCCUCUUUCAAUCCGGGCUUAUAGCCAACGCUCCUCAACAGAUCAGAGGUUUCGUACGAGUUUUCAGUAAAAUGUGCAGAGCAGAGGAGAGACCACUUCGUAGGCGCCCAAUCCGUGAAUUUCUCACAAAACGCGUCCAAAUCUUUGCAGUUUGAACGUUCUUGGGCCGUGAAUGCAACGUAAAUCCACCUUCUGUCAUGUUGCUGCACCCACCAGCAACACGUCUACAUGGCAUGGCGAUAAAUUAGCUCAAAAUGGAGGAUCGAAGUUGCAGUCAGCUCUGUGUUUUAGUAUAGCGGAAAUGGCGAUGAGACCGAUAGACUUCCUGCUGUGACAUCACAGAUGUCAAGGUCAUUCACUCAGACCGCUACCUAUAUAAAUCACUUUAAUUGUAAAAAUGACUAUAUUAGAUUUAUUGUUAACGCUUAAAACUAUUCCUGUGCCAUUCUUGAGGUCUCAAGGCAUUUAUAAACAAAAAGUAAGGGCACAGUUCUGCGCAUCUCUUUUAACUACCUGUUAAAGAAAGCAAAGCCAAGUAAACAUGAAUGAUCUAGCUAAGUGAUGACACUGACAGCCGGGCGGCCAUCUUGCUCACAGCUCACUCACAAAGGACCUACACGGAGCCAUUUUAAUACACUGCUUUUUGUACAAGGAAUUUCAGUCGGUUUUAUUGUGCACUCUUUCUUAGACUAGAAACAAAACUCGAGUAUAUUUUUGUCUGAAAGAUGAACCGACAUAACUUUGGUGUUUUUGUUAGUGUGUGUUUUUUUUUUUUUUUUUUUUUUAAUUUAAUGCUCUAUAUAUAAUGUUUUAAGCCUGUGCUUUUUGGAAUGAAUUUAUAUGUAUUUAUGUGUGCUAAUAAUAAUAUCUUUCUUUUUUGCUGAUAUAUUGAAUCAUGCAAUUUAUUUGGUGUAUUUUUUUUUAAUUCUAUAGCAUAUUUAUCAUUUUAUCAUCCUGCAUCAUAUCUGCAAUCGAGUUUGACCUGUGUAUUUAUAUUUAUUUUCAUGUAUUUAAAGCACAGAGAAUCAUAUCCGUAUAUGAGGUUGUUUACAAACUGCCAUGAAGCGUGACGAACGCUCGGCUUGUACAAUUCUGGUUUUCAGUAGCAGAGCCUUUUGUAUGUGAUUUGAAGAAAUAAUGACUGAUAACUGGAUAUAAAAUGAGUCUAAACUUCCCAAACCAGUUCCUGAGGCUCCUUUUUCUGUCCUGCUUCAGUUUGGUAAAAGGAGUAGUUUGAUCAGUUUUAUGCAGUUUUGACACUCAAAUGUGGGGUUAUAUUGAUGAUUGAUUGAUUGAUUGAUUGAUUGAUUGAUUGAUUGAUUGAUUGAUUAUUAAUAAUAAAUCCUGGGACUGGGGUGGGAAGUGAACCAUGACUCUGAAUUGUUCAGUGUGGGAAUGUUUGUUUCUCUAUCAGACACGCAUCUAUUUUAAAAUGAGAGCUACUCUUGUGAAUCGACACUUCCUGUACAGUAGUACUUCCUGCUUCCGGUAAAGUGCUGUACUCGUACUGUAUUUUGCUCAACUUCUUGCUCUCAUCUGUCGGUUUGUAUUAUUCAAAUAAAGCUAUAAGAAACAUUGUAAUGAA